CAAAAUUGAUAUACUGUAAUAUAGGCCUAUAGAUUUUUCACAUGUGUGCUUUUCCUAAAAUAAUGAAACAAAUAUUCCAUAAUCUUUAAAUAUGAGAGAUAUCUUGAAUAGGAAAAUAUUAAUCGUUUUAAAUAAUGACAUUUAACGUGAUUAAAUGAGCCCAAGACACACUUGCUUGUAGAUCUAUUACUGCUUGAGAAAAAAGAUGUUCCUUUGUUACCUUUGGUCAUUCUCUGUUGUUCCAGUGGACCAACAGGUGUAAUGUGUUUCACAUCCAGCAGGUGGACGCUAGUACUACACGGUAACCUGAGGGAAACCUUAGCGGUCUAACUUCAGUGUGAGUUGUGGAAAAGUCCUGGGCCACAAGUUUUACCAGGCUUUUCCAGGCAUAUUUCUGAGCCAAAAAAAAGCAAGACAAUAUCCAUGUAAAUCUCGGUGUGGUUGUUACCCUCAUUAGGAUUUUAAAGCAAAAAAAAAAAAAAAAAACGAAAGACGAGUUUAGACUGUCAGUUCCGUCAUCUUUCUCAAUUUAAGACUCACACAACACGUCAAUUAUACACGAAAGAAAAAAAAGCUUGACAACGUGAGGUGAAGAGAUGACCAUGACCAAUAUUCAACAUCUUACUGUGAUACAGACGUAGCCUAACCCACCAGGAGAUAAUUAAUUCACUGUUCUCAAGGCGGCUCGACUGCUCCCAAGGGGCAGAGACAGCGAAGACGACGGUGGAGGAAAGAGGAAGAGCGAGAGGGAAUGUCAUUCACUGAGAGGACCAACGUUGAGCGGUAGCACUUCUCCGUUAUCAGCCAACCCCGCAGCAGUUGCUUCGCGCAAGACAAGACGCAAGUGUAGCCUACAUAUGUGCGAUGAAAGGCUAAGUUUUUUACAUUUUGCGAUUUCAUCACUUUGGAGCAAAGGUGAAUUACCGAUCUGUAGCAGCAAGCCAACUGUCACUCAUUCUGUGCUCAAGGUCUCCUACCAUCUCGGACAGUCCUCAACGGUUCGUUUGGAGGUUAAGGAACGGAAGACGUCUCAAAUUGCGGGAAGGACCCCUGUCAUCAUCCCCUUUCCUGGAUGUGCUUGUUUGAGCUUGAUUUUCUGGAUUUGAGGACUUUGCAGUGACAGACAGACAGACGUGGAUCCGAGCGCUGGCGUCUCAAUCUCCUUCUCCCUCUCUACCCUGCCCACGGAGCUGGGCCCUGCGCAUCCAGAUGGACCUCCAUCGGGCCCCCUUCAAAAUGGAUAGCCCCUCGUACCUGCCCAACCCCCUGGCAUCCCCCACCCUCAUGGUCCUGGCCUCCACAGCCGAAGCUGGCCGCGACGCCAGCAUCCCCUGCCAGCCUCCACGCUCCUUCGGAGUGCCCAUGUCCAUGGAGAAGGACGCGCACCUCCCCUUCAGCGGAGGCGCCUACACCUUCACCUCCAUGUACCACCGGCAGGGGGCCAUGCCCGGAGGCUUCCACGGCCGAGACUUCCCAGCCUCUCUGCUUCACCUCCACCCCCAGUUUGCCCCUCCGAACUUGGACUGCUCUCCCCUGGGGAUGCUCAGCCACAGUGGGGUGGGGGCCUUCCGACCCUUCUCCUCUCCACUGGAGGAGCGUGACAGUGGCUCCUACCAUUCCGCCUUCACCCCCGCCAAGCGUCUCAAGGCCUGCCUGGAGCCCGAGGCCUCGUCCCACCUGCGGUACACCGACUCCGAGGGGAAGGAGUACGACUUUGCCAGCGCUCACAUCCCCUCGAGCUCUCCGGGCGCCAGGCAACCUGCCGAGGAUGCUGUGAAGAAGCUGUACUCCGUGUCGGGCCUCCCGUCUGACGGAGAGGCCUUGUCUGGCCCAGAGGAGCGAAAGGAGCUGUCCAAGGUGAAGGGUCUGUGUGAGGGACAGGUGCCCGUCUGUCCCAUCUGCCAGGUACUGCUGAGGCCGGGGGAGCUGCAGAGCCACAUGGAGCAGGAGAUGGGGCGCCUCACCCAGCUACAUCUCAGUAAAAGUCCCGUGCAGAAUGACUCUCUCAACACAGUGACUCCUAAGUCUUUGCUGAUAGCGAUGCAUAUAAAGCGCGAGGGAGAUCCACCUAUCCCUUUACAGCCUACAGAUGGCGCUCUUCUCUCUGACAGAUAUCAGACUUUUCUGCGAGUGAGGGCAAACAGACAAACAAGGCUGAAUGUGCGGAUCGGGAAGCUUGGAAAGAGACAGAAGACUGAGGAGAGCCAGAGAGACGGUGUGUGUGUGGGAGAGGACGUCUCUGUGGACAUUGGCAGGGAGGACUAUGUCUGGAGUGAGAAGAAGAGGCUGCACAUGGCCUCAUUCCUCAGGGGAAUUAAAGGUGUUGGGUUUGUGAGCAGCACCUCUAAAGAGAACCACGACAGUGACGCAGACCUGGACGUGGACGGAGAUGACACUCUGGAGUACGGCAAAGCACAAUACACCGAGGUUGACAUCAUUCCGUGUUCAGGAGAAGGCGGGCGGAAGGCAGAAGACAGAGAAGCACAGAGAGCAGUAAUGUUAAAUGGUGGUGUGACACCUCCCUGCAGCGGUCACUCUGAGCGCCCUAAGUGGACGAUCGAGGAGGCUCCAUCGACGAGCAACGGAGACAAAAGCAAACUGGACAGCAGCAGCACAAACCUCCUGCAGAGCACUUGUAAAAACAGCAACAUAGAAAUCCUGUCUAAGGACUCCGGUCUGACCACACUUGAGGCCCUGAAGUGUCGGAUUCGGGAUCUGGAGAAACAGCUGUCACGGGGGGACAGAUACAAGUGUCUUAUCUGCAUGGUGAGAUUGACAUCUGCAUUGUGUGUGUGUGUGUGUGACUGCUACACGAUACCUCUCACCUCUAUCCAGUGCUGGCAUGUCCACUGUGAGGAGUGCUGGCUGAGGACCCUGGGGGCUAAGAAGCUUUGUCCGCAGUGCAACACCAUCACGUCACCGGGGGACCUGCGGCGUGUGUAUCUAGCUAACUACCAGGGACUCUACCACUCCAGGAGGACCUGGCAAGACCCGUACCUCUCUAGUGAUGGACACCAGGCCUUCACCUCUCCAGUGUUGAUCAUCAGGCCUGUCUUCAUGACUCCAGUGCUGACCGUCCAAACCUCCUGCAGCGCUAACCAAGGCGGCUCCAUGGACUCAUGA
Clupea harengus (Atlantic herring) is the source of this 3123-nucleotide messenger RNA. It is a transcript of the gene rnf220b, whose product is annotated as ring finger protein 220b. Gene Ontology annotation, molecular function: ubiquitin protein ligase activity; metal ion binding. Lineage: Eukaryota; Metazoa; Chordata; Actinopteri; Clupeiformes; Clupeidae. The record is from RefSeq and is a predicted model, not a curated record. Gene Ontology annotation, biological process: protein ubiquitination. The transcript is spliced from 17 exons. The coding region runs from base 1210 to 3123 and encodes 637 amino acids.